Messenger RNA from Pogona vitticeps (central bearded dragon), 1812 nucleotides. It is a transcript of the gene RHAG, whose product is annotated as Rh associated glycoprotein. Gene Ontology annotation, biological process: ammonium transmembrane transport; ammonium homeostasis. Lineage: Eukaryota; Metazoa; Chordata; Lepidosauria; Squamata; Agamidae. Gene Ontology annotation, cellular component: plasma membrane. The record is from RefSeq and is a predicted model, not a curated record. Gene Ontology annotation, molecular function: ammonium channel activity.
UUGCCCUGUCACUCUGAUGCAAUCUUGUGGAAGGCAAACACGCAAGCCUCCAGCUCAUUAUCAUCCCUUUGCAGGCUGUUGCAAAGAGAUGCCCAUUACAAAUUCCUUUUUCUCCACCAACAUGCGGAUCAAAUUCCCUGUGCUGGCUCUUCUUUUGGAAGUGGUCAUUAUUGUGUUAUUUGCGAUUUUUGUAAGAUAUGAGGAAAGAGACUUCCGAACAGACUUAUACCCACACUUUCAAGAUGUUCAUGUGAUGAUAUUUGUUGGAUUUGGCUUCUUGAUGACUUUCCUUAAAAAGUAUGGCUUCACCAGUGUUGGUAUCAACUUGCUCAUUGCUGCCUUGGGUCUCCAGUGGGGCAUCCUACUCCAGGGAUUUUGGCAUAUGGCAUCAAAUGAAAUCCGUAUUGGCAUUGCAAAUAUGAUCAAUGCAGACUUCAGCACAGCAGUUGUCCUGAUUUCAUUUGGCGCUGUCCUCGGGAGGACAAGUCCGGUUCAGAUGCUGAUCAUGGCCAUUUUUGAAAUCACCAUCUUUGCAUGCAAUGAGCACCUUGUUGUGGAAGUCCUAAAGGCAACCGACAUUGGCGCAUCCAUGACUAUUCAUGCUUUUGGAGCAUACUUUGGUCUGGCUGUGGCUCGAGUCCUAUACCGCCCUGGCCUAUCAAAGGGGCAUGAGAAUGAAGGUUCUGUUUACCAUUCUGACUUAUUUGCUAUGAUAGGGACUCUUUUCCUCUGGCUGUUUUGGCCCAGCUUUAACUCAGCAAUUGCAGAGAAGGGAGAGCCUCAGCAGAGAGCCAUCAUCAACACAUACCUCUCUCUCGCAGCAUCCACCCUCACAGCCUUUGCCUUCUCUGUCUUGAUGGAACCCAGAGGCAAACUUGACAUGGUGCACAUUCAAAAUGCAACUUUAGCAGGAGGCGUUGCUGUGGGAUCCUGUGCAGACUUGAACAUCUUGCCCCUUGGAGCCAUGAUAAUCGGCAGCAUAGCUGGAAUUGUCUCAGUUGCUGGAUUCAAAUACUUGACUCCACGUCUUGCCUCUGUGCUGAAAAUUCAAGAUACCUGUGGUGUCCAUAACCUUCAUGGCUUGCCUGGUAUCUUGGGAGGCAUUGCAAGCAUAAUUGCAGCUGCUGCGCAGGUCAACAAGCAGAUCUCUGCUGGGCUGCAGGCUGCUGCUCUGGGUUGUUCCAUUGGGAUUGCCUUAGUAGGAGGAGCCCUCACAGGGUUACUUAUAAAUCUGUCAUUCUUGGGACAGCCACCGGACCAGAACUGCUAUGAUGACUCAGUGUAUUGGGAGGUUCCCACUGAAGAGGUGCCACACACAACCCAUCAUCUUUACCAGGAGGUUCAAAGAAAACUGAGUGUUGAAGAAUUGAAGGAGUAGCCCAAAACUACCUGUUUUCUCUAUCAUCGUAUCAAAUUGUCAUUUAUCUUGGCCAUACAUUAUUUUUCUACUUGUGUUUGUGUGGACUUAUUCUCUUUCAAAUAUUUGCCAUUUGUCUUUAAAACAUUUUAGAAGCCACUUUGACUUCCUUUAUUGAGAGAAAGGCAGGAUAUAAAUAAAUAGAAUUAAUAAAUGACUGUUUCUCUAGAAAACUAUUUUGAAUAUCACCCACAUGAAGAAUCACUUUCAACUGACAACCUUAGAAAUAUGUACUUCUAACAAACUGGCAGUUACGCCUGGUGAAAGAGGCUUAUCGGUAAGAAGCAUACCAUGCAGGAAUUUAACCUACUCUAAUUUACUAGAAACAGUAUAAAACAAAGACAAAUGGUGCAAUUUAAUACAUUCUUUAAGAAAUAAAUAAAUUCUGAAAUUAA